AUGGCUCUUAACCUGGAAAGGCAGUUGCUCUUCUAUGGAGCCUACCACAAUGACCCGGUCAACAUCGCAAUCCACAUCGUCUGUGUGCCAAUCAUCCUGUUCACAGGUAUUAUUCUGGGCUGCAAUACUGGACCACUCGUCCCGGUCCCCGAGGCUUUAAGCGUCGAGUAUCUCCCCGCGAAUUUUGGCACGAUCGGUGCAUUCAUCUACACGAUCCUCUAUGUUCUUCUAGAGCCGGUCGCUGGCGCCUCAUUCGCACCGUUUGUGAUCGGCUCUGCAGUAUGCGGCAACUACUUCCUUGAGCAAUACGGAUCGAUUGUGAAUUAUUAUGCGGGAGUUUUCCAUGUUAUAUCGUGGAUUGCGCAGUUUGUGGGACACGGUAAAUUCGAGGGACGGGCUCCGGCGUUGCUGGACAACCUGGUUCAGGCGUUGUUUUUGGCACCGCUCUUUGUAUGGAUCAAGAUCCUAUUCUUCUUUGGAUACCGGUCGGAGCUGAAGCACCGAAUGGAUGAGAAAGUUGCAAUCGAGAUUCAGAAAUUUCGGAAGGAGCAGGAGGACCGGAAACUGAAGGGGAGGGUUGCGAAAUGA
This is a messenger RNA of Penicillium malachiteum, 588 nucleotides long. Its product is annotated as 2-hydroxy-palmitic acid dioxygenase MPO1. Gene Ontology annotation, cellular component: endoplasmic reticulum. The transcript has 4 exons. The coding region runs from base 1 to 588 and encodes 195 amino acids. The record is from RefSeq and is a predicted model, not a curated record. Lineage: Eukaryota; Fungi; Ascomycota; Eurotiomycetes; Eurotiales; Aspergillaceae. Gene Ontology annotation, biological process: sphingoid catabolic process.